CCUCGUCUGUGACACUCAUCCCGGUUUUUCCAAAAAUUUACAAUUUUUAUUCGUUUCAGAUAAAUAUUAAAUAUGGCGGAGUACGUGGAGCAGAGGAUGGAGGAGAUGAUACCGGAGGUGGAGGAGCUGGAGAGGGUUGGACUGCUCUCUGGUCCCGAGGUGAGGGAGCUCAUUAAGAAGAGGAAACAUUUCGAAUACAAGAUACAGAAGAGAACUAAGAAAAAGGAAGAUUUUUUCGGAUAUAUCGAGUACGAGACUAAUCUAAUGAACUUAAUUCAACUCAGAAGAGACGAAAUUGGAUACCAUCAUAAAAAAGGACACAUUGAGAACGGAAUUAAGACGAGAAUAAACAAGCUUUACAAAAUACUUUGUCACAGAUGGCAAUCUGACACAAAAAUAUGGCUCUCGUAUAUUGAUUGGUUGAAUAAGAUGAAAUGGAAAAGUUCUGUCAGCAAAACUAAUCUAAGACUUCUUCAGGUGCACAAUAACAACCCUAAGCUGUGGAUAGCUGCUGCUAAGUAUGAGUUUGAAAACGGAGCGGCUGAAAACGGUCGCCAGAUUCUCCUCCAGGAUUUCAGGGUUUAUACUAGCUGUAAACAUCUACAACUAUUUUUUUUGCCAGAAAUAAAAGUUUAUGACCCUGUAAAUAAAUAAAGCUUCUUGCCCGGAUCGAUCAGUGUCAAUUUUUUA
Molecule: messenger RNA, 690 nt
Organism: Eurytemora carolleeae
Lineage: Eukaryota; Metazoa; Arthropoda; Copepoda; Calanoida; Temoridae
Product: U3 small nucleolar RNA-associated protein 6 homolog
Exons: 7
Coding region: 73-654 (193 amino acids)
Biological process (GO): maturation of SSU-rRNA from tricistronic rRNA transcript (SSU-rRNA, 5.8S rRNA, LSU-rRNA)
Cellular component (GO): small-subunit processome; Pwp2p-containing subcomplex of 90S preribosome
Molecular function (GO): protein binding; snoRNA binding
Source: RefSeq, a predicted model, not a curated record